Messenger RNA from Seriola dumerili (greater amberjack), 2296 nucleotides. It is a transcript of the gene ctdspl2b, whose product is annotated as CTD small phosphatase like 2. Gene Ontology annotation, molecular function: phosphoprotein phosphatase activity. The coding region runs from base 176 to 1609 and encodes 477 amino acids. The record is from RefSeq and is a predicted model, not a curated record. The transcript has 13 exons. Lineage: Eukaryota; Metazoa; Chordata; Actinopteri; Carangiformes; Carangidae.
GCGCCUGGUAACACAACGGUGUGUCAUUUCGGAGACGGCCCUUGAGUAGACACAGAAAAAGUCGGAACAGAUCACGAAAACAACCACCUCCUCAGUUGUGAUGGUUAAUCGGUCUUGAGUCGUUAUCUCCAGACACUGCGGAUCACUGUAAACCUUACAUGUGACUGCUAAAACAAUGAGGCUGAGAAUGCGUAAGGCGUCUCAGCAGCCGAACCCCAGUGUGGCAAGCCGCCCGUCCCGGACCAAGCGGAGGCAUUCAGAAGUAGAAGAGGACACUCCUACUAGUGGAGGGAGGGGCUUGUUCUCGACCAUCAAAAAGUUCAUCAGAGGAAAUGCUGUUAAGGUGGAGCAGGAAAGCCCAGCCAAGAAGACACGCCUCCACUGUGAUGUGGACAACAACUUGAUCACCUCUACAACCCCAAACACCAACACCCCCCGCAGGACUAUCAGCAGGGUUGGAAGGAGAGGCUCCAUCAAUGGACAGGCAACCAAUCAUGACAGGAGUAAGGAGAAGCCCAAUGGCAGCCUUGAGGAGACGACGGCCGUUGAGGUGCCCACCAGCCCUCCCAGAACAACCCUACUUGGGACCAUCUUCUCCCCUGUUUUCAACUUCUUCUCACCAGCUAAAAAUGCCUCCUCUGGUUCUGACUCUCCAGACCAGGCACUGGAAGCAGAGGAGAUAGUCAAGCAGCUGGACAUGGAGCAAGCUGUGGAGACACCCACCAGCACAGCCACAUCUGCACAGGAACUGUGUGCCACCACUAACUUUUACUCCAGUGUAUCACAGCUGCCACCUCUGCGACCUCCCCACAUCCCAGAGGCAUCUCCCACAGCGGAGGAGGCGGAGCUUGAUGCAGAUGCCGACCUUCCACCGCUUACAGCUCCAGGUUCCAGUCCAGAUAUGGCAUAUGUGGACUCUCCGCCCACUGCAGUACCACCAGAGGCAUCCUAUGAGGAAGACUGGGAAGUCUUUGACCCGUAUUUCUUCAUCAAGCACGUCCCUCCACUGACAGAAGAGCAGCUCACUCGUAAACCAGCCUUGCCACUGAAGACACGCAGCACACCUGAAUUCUCUCUGGUCCUAGACCUGGAUGAAACAUUGGUUCACUGUAGUUUGAAUGAGCUGGAGGACGCAGCACUUACCUUCCCUGUUCUCUUUCAGGAUGUCAUUUACCAGGUGUAUGUGCGCCUGCGGCCUUUCUUUAGAGAGUUUCUGGAACGCAUGUCUCAAAUCUAUGAGAUCAUCCUUUUUACAGCCUCUAAAAAGGUGUAUGCAGACAAACUGCUCAACAUCUUGGAUCCUAAAAAGCAGCUAGUGAGACACAGGUUGUUUCGUGAACAUUGUGUUUGCGUCCAAGGAAACUACAUCAAGGACCUCAACAUCUUAGGCAGAGAUCUGUCAAAGACCAUCAUCAUCGACAAUUCACCACAAGCCUUUGCAUAUCAGUUGUCCAAUGGGAUUCCAAUAGAGAGCUGGUUCAUGGACAAGAAUGACAAUGAGCUGCUGAAGCUGGUUCCCUUCCUGGAGAAGUUGGUUGAGAUGAAUGAGGAUGUGCGGCCGCACGUUCGAGAACGGUUCCGGCUUCACGACUUGUUGCCCCCUGAUUGAACUGGAUCACAGUCUCUCAGAACGGGACAACAUGAAAAAACUGAAAACAACAUGCGUGUAAAAAGCCCUUCUUUGGAUUACAAACUACAACAUUGCCAUUACUGUUAAAAUUUUAGCCUUUUUCCCUUUUUUUUGUUUCUUUUUUUCUUUUUCUUUUUCUUUUUUUUUAAAUCCACCAUUGCUUUUUAAAAAAAACUCCAAAAGAAAAACAUUUUUAAAGAUCCUGGUGACAUUUUCUAAUUAUCUAAAUGUAUAGAUGAAACUACACACACUAUGAACAAGCCCAGGUAGACUCCUCUUUUUGACUGACUCUCCAGCUGUGGAGCCGGAUACCGUCUCCACACUAAAUUCUGAAGUCUUGGUGCUGGUUUAGUGGAUAUGAAAAUGCCACCUGGUAAAGAGGAACUCCACCCCGACCGAGUCCCUGAACCCAAACCGACCCCUGGUGCUCACGCUGUUGACACUGAUGAAUAACGACACUCUGUGGCUACAGACGGUUUUCAGCGGGAAUGACUGGCCUGUAAAUCAAUCUGUGCAUGUGUGUAUGUUUACUCCUAGCCACACACACACACACACUCACUGAUUUGGUGUUUGGCAAACCUACAAUCUGUAGCCUUUAAAAUCAUAUGCAUUCCUCCGUAGCUGAGUCAAGUUUCUAUUGUUGGUUGCAGUUUUUUUCUGGUAAAA